Dendrobium catenatum is the source of this 1317-nucleotide messenger RNA. RefSeq names its product AP2/ERF and B3 domain-containing protein Os05g0549800-like. Gene Ontology annotation, molecular function: DNA-binding transcription factor activity; DNA binding. The transcript has a single exon. Bases 89 to 1069 code for a protein of 326 amino acids. The record is from RefSeq and is a predicted model, not a curated record. NCBI's taxonomy places the organism in Eukaryota, Viridiplantae, Streptophyta, Magnoliopsida, Asparagales, Orchidaceae. Gene Ontology annotation, biological process: regulation of DNA-templated transcription.
UCCCCCUCUUGAAAUACAGCAACAGCACCAUUCAUUCUUAUAUACCUUCACGGCUUCACUCAUCUCACUAUCACAACGCCUACACCUAAUGGAAACCACCUCCUGCAUCGACUCGUCCUCCACCACCAUCGACCUCCCCUCCCCUCCCCUUCAACGCAUGAGCAGCGGCGUCAGCGCUGUCACCAGCCCCGGCGCUACCACGAUCUCUUCCGAACACUCCACCGAAGCAGAGUCCAAAAAACUCCCCUCUUCCCAAUACAAAGGCGUCGUCCCCCAACCCAACGGCCGCUGGGGGGCUCAGAUCUACGAAAAGCACCGCCGCGUCUGGCUCGGCACCUUCAAUCUCGAACAAGACGCUGCCCGGGCCUACGACCUCGCCGCUCAACGCUUCCGCGGCCGCGACGCCAUCACCAACUUCCCCCCUCUCUCCCUCUCCUCCGAUCCUCACCAACUCUCCUUCCUCCUCUCCCGCUCCAAAGCAGAAGUCGUCGACAUGCUCCGCAAACACACUUACCUCGACGAGCUUCGCCACUCCCCUCCCCUCUCCUCCCCCAACCAUCCACCCAUCCUUUCCACCAAGCCCGCGCGCGAGCACCUUUUCGACAAGGCCGUCACGCCCAGCGACGUCGGCAAACUCAACCGCCUCGUCAUCCCCAAACAGCACGCGGAGAAGCAUUUUCCGCUUUCCGAUGGAGCGAAGGGCGUUUUGCUGAACUUUGAGGAAGGGGGCGCAGGUGGGAAAGUGUGGAGGUUUCGUUAUUCGUACUGGAAUAGUAGCCAGAGCUACGUACUUACCAAGGGGUGGAGUCGCUUCGUUAAAGAGAAGGGAUUGGUCGCCGGAGACUUGGUUGGCUUCUACCGUUCUAAGGGCGAGGAGCGGCAGCUUUACAUUGAGUGCAAGCCGCGAAGCGGCGAAGGCGGGGGAGUGCAGAUGUUAAGGCUUUUUGGGGUGAAUAUAGUGAAGGCGUCGGCGGCGGCAGUUGUCGGAAGCUUGAAUCUGAAUAGGAAGAGGAGUUUGGAAGGUAUUGAAGUGGGCUUGUUCAAGAAGCAAUGCGUUGGGGGUUUGUAGGGGGAGAAUUCUUUUUGUUUUUUCUUUGAUGUAUAUCGAUCGAUGUUGCAGGUUGCAACUUAGCUUGCAAGUGUAUAUUGUUAAUUAGUUUCAGUUCUCUCCUCUCUAACUUAUUUUUUAUGUUUUUUCUUAAGCAGAAAGAUGAUUUGUGAUCAAGUGUUAGCAUAAUAUGCCUAUAUAUGGUUCAAUCCGAGGUGCUUAAUUUAUAGCUUUGAGGGCAUGAAUUUUAUAUAAAGCAACGUUAUUGA